AUGCGUGUCAAUGUUGGCGGUGAAGCCAAGACUCACGAGCUAUGGAGCGCGCAGCACCGUUGGCCAUCUCGUCACCAGGGUGUCUGCUCACAAUGCGAUCCAAAUCGUCACAGCCAGAUAGGCUUCACUAGCCUCAACUCCAUGCCUUGUCGCGCGACAGCACAGGUGAACGGAGUCCCCGCGUGGAGGCAGCGCCAGCUCGCUGACCUCUGGCCCGACUAG
Molecule: messenger RNA, 222 nt
Organism: Purpureocillium lilacinum
Lineage: Eukaryota; Fungi; Ascomycota; Sordariomycetes; Hypocreales; Ophiocordycipitaceae
Source: RefSeq, a predicted model, not a curated record